Molecule: messenger RNA, 1322 nt
Organism: Boeremia exigua
Lineage: Eukaryota; Fungi; Ascomycota; Dothideomycetes; Pleosporales; Didymellaceae
Exons: 2
Coding region: 6-1322 (438 amino acids)
Molecular function (GO): protein binding
Source: RefSeq, a predicted model, not a curated record
CGAACAUGUUCACAACUACCUCCUGUGUCCCAACAGCCCUUACAAGCCUGCAGUCGCUGCCGGUAGAAGUGCUAAGGAAUAUCGCUCUUUACCUACCCUCUAGCGCAGCCCUUGCGUUCACUCUUACCUGCCGCUCUAUUCAUACCGCGUGCGAUGAUUGGGCUACAUGGAAAGCUCUUCUUGCUGCCCAACCCACACUAGCGCAUUCUUACCGCACUAUCUUGUCUUCGCGUCCUGCGUUGGAGACGUGGAAGCGCUACAUCGUGGCUGAUGCUUUAGCUUGUGAGCGCCGACCACUUAACAGGAAAGAUGUGGAGCGCUGGCUACCACACUUGAUUGCUAUGCACCAUCCUGUCUUCCAGUCCGCAGAUACGGUUGUCCUCCACCAGCUGUGCGAUGUCAUCUGCAGCGCUUCUGUUCCCACUGACGCUGCUGUGGGCGACUGCACCGAAGCGACGCCAACUUCCACCACAAGCCCAGAGUGCUCGAGUGAUACUCGUGCUUGGCGCCUUGCACAAGCUGCUGGCUUCUGUCUCUCUGCUCAAAUGCUCUCUGGGCGUACGCCUCGCGACGAUAAGAAACCACCAUGUCUCGUGCAGACUGUGCGGUGGUUGCCUCUUGCCAACCACGUUGGACAUGGCAGCGAGACAACAAAUCCGCAGCGUCAGGCUGUCAUUCUCCACGCCCUGGCGAAUCGCGUGGUGGGAUUCUUCUACAGGGAGCUGUGUUGGGCGCUUGCGCACAAUGCUACAUGCACUGGAAGCGUGGCUGGGCUUUCGCCGCCGCCAGCUACCUGUACAAUCCCCUUGCCCACGCUCUGUGAGCUACCCGCACCCUUUGCGUCAGAUGGACUUGAACAAUUUAGCACUUGCCAUCUCCGCACUAUGACUGAGCCCACAUUCUUUACCGAUGAUGAAUGGACGGGGUACAGCAGCCUAAACGUUGGAACACAGAUCCGAUUUGAUGGAGUUGGGGGCGACAACAGUGAUGUAACAAGCAAUCACUUAGACGAGUUCCCUAACAGCCACUUUCCCUUUCAAGUGGAGCGUGUCAUACGCUUCCAGUUGGUUCAAGAGUGGGAUAAUGGCAACAUGUACCUGCUGCAGUCUAACUAUUUCCACACGCAAGCUUCUCUCCAUGCGCUUCGAGUAACAGUGAAUAGAAUCACUGGACGCCUCAAGAUCGCGCGCAACAAUCUUUUCCACUCACACUGGCCAGUGCGCGAUGCGGUCAUCACACCAUUUGGGAUAGUGGAGGCAGUGCAUGUGCCGGGAUACUGGACGUGGUUGUGGAAAUGCAAAUGGUCUGAGACAAAUGCUUGA